Molecule: messenger RNA, 1098 nt
Organism: Talaromyces atroroseus
Lineage: Eukaryota; Fungi; Ascomycota; Eurotiomycetes; Eurotiales; Trichocomaceae
Exons: 4
Coding region: 1-1098 (365 amino acids)
Molecular function (GO): dioxygenase activity
Source: RefSeq, a predicted model, not a curated record
AUGGCAACGUUGAUUCAGCCUCCAGCCCCAGAGAUCCCGACGUAUUACCAGGUCCCGGAAACCUCUUUUGAGUUGGACUGGGCGGACCUUGCCACGUUGGAUCUAUCUCUGUUUGACCAGCCAGGUGGUAAGGAGCAGCUAGCCAAGCAGCUCUUCGAAGCUAUCCAGAAUAUAGGCUUCUUUUAUAUCGUCAACUUUGGCCUCUCGCAGGAAGAUGUUGACCGCCAAUUCUCGAUUGGCAAGGAGCUCUUCAAGCUUCCACUGGAGGAGAAACUCAAGUAUCGUGCUGAGCUUGAGAAAGGUGGCUACAACGGCUAUAAGCCAAUGGGUCUCCGAGAAAUCAGUCCGGGGGUUUUCGACAAGACCGAAAUCUACAACAUCCCCAAAUUCAUUCCCGAUUUUGAACGGCCGCAGCCCGAUAUCGUGAAUCAGAAUCGCCCUAUUAUCGAGAAAUUUGCACGCCACAUUCAUGACGAAAUUGUGCGCAAACUCCUCACGCUUCUCGCCAUCAUCCUCGAGCUCCCCGAGGACUAUUUCCUCAAGGUGCACCGUUACGAUGAGAAGAGCGACUGCCAUCUGCGGUACAUGAAGUACCACCGCCGUUCUGAUGAAGAGAACGAGAAGGCCGCCGGAAUUUGGUCCAAGGGCCAUACCGACUUUGGUAGCUUGACCCUGUUGUUCCGACAGCCAGUUGCGGCGCUGCAGGUUCGUACCCCGGAGGGCCAGUGGAAGUGGGUGAAGCCUUAUCCGGGGAGCAUCACGGUGAAUCUCGCCGACUCACUCGAUUUUCUCACCAAUGGUUUCCUCAAGAGUAGUAUACACCGUGUCGUCGCACCACCGCCAGAUCAGAGGGACGUAGACCGCCUCGGUGUUUUGUACUUUGUCCGACCAGAAGAUAACCUCGAGUUACGGCCGGUGGUGAGCGACGUGCUCCAGCGCUUGGGAUAUGAUCAGAAAACAGACAAUAGUGCAGUGGGAAUAACUGCUGGUGAGUGGGUGAAGGCUAGAGUGGCCAAGGGCGUUGACAAAGGUCUGGCACGGAGUGAAGUUGGAGAGCAGCCUAUCAUCGGUGGCGUGGUAGCUAAAUAUUACGACUAA